Gadus chalcogrammus (walleye pollock) is the source of this 1234-nucleotide messenger RNA. RefSeq names its product methylenetetrahydrofolate dehydrogenase (NADP+ dependent) 2 like (gene mthfd2l). Gene Ontology annotation, cellular component: mitochondrion. The coding region runs from base 339 to 1211 and encodes 290 amino acids. The record is from RefSeq and is a predicted model, not a curated record. Gene Ontology annotation, molecular function: methenyltetrahydrofolate cyclohydrolase activity; methylenetetrahydrofolate dehydrogenase (NADP+) activity; methylenetetrahydrofolate dehydrogenase (NAD+) activity. The transcript has 8 exons. Gene Ontology annotation, biological process: tetrahydrofolate interconversion. Lineage: Eukaryota; Metazoa; Chordata; Actinopteri; Gadiformes; Gadidae.
AACUGAUAAGCAAUGAGAAGAUUAGACUACGGGAAUCUACUUACCAACAAGAUAGCACAGCCAGACAACGUGCCGUUCUUUCCUCCCCACGUUUUAACCUCCUUCUUGUUAAGGGAGGUUGCCUUCUGCCUGCCUUCUGAGUUUUAGUGAAUAUGUAGAAAAUAUCAAGAUUCCUACACUCCCCGCCCAGAAAGCUCCCCCUCGACUCGAUUCUAGCUAAAUGUUGUCCUUCUAUUUGCUCGCUUUCAUCAUCCGGGCGCUUAGGAGACAGCGAGGCAGGCUUUGAAUGAGAAAGAGAAGCUAGCGCACAUGUGGCUGUGGUGAUUUCAGGGACAGAGAUGGCUCGCCAACUUCACAGGGAGAUCCAGCGCGACGUGGAAGAGCUGGUCACCCAGGGCAACAUGAGGCCCCACCUGGGGGUUAUCCUAGUGGGUGACGACCCUGCCAGUCGAACCUAUGUGAAGAACAAGACCCGGGCCGCCAGCAUACUGGGUAUCUCCAGCGACACGGUGGUGCGGCCAGGCACGGUGUCCCAGAAGGAGCUUCUGGGGAUCAUCGACCAGAUGAACCGCGACUGGAGGGUCAGCGGGUUGCUAGUGCAGCUGCCUCUCCCAGCCCACAUAGACGAGCGCGCGGUGUGCAACGCCAUCGCCCCGGAGAAGGACGUGGACGGCUUCCACAUCGUCAACAUCGGCAAGCUGUGCCUGGACCAGCGGUCCAUGAUCCCAGCCACCCCAGCUGCCGUCUGGGAGAUCAUCAGACGGGCAGGUAUAGAAACAGCGGGAAAGAAUGUUGUCGUUGCCGGGCGAUCCAAAAAUGUCGGCAUGCCCAUCGCCAUGUUGCUGCACACCGACCGAUACCAUGAACGUCCAGGCGGUGAUGCCACGGUAACCAUUGCCCACAGAUGUACGCCCAGGGAGCGGCUGAAGGAACUGACUGGCUUGGCCGACAUCGUCAUAGCAGCCGCGGGCAUCCCUGGUCUCAUCACGGCAGACAUGGUCAAAGACGGCGCAACGGUCAUCGAUGUCGGCAUAAACCGUGUCCGGGACCAGAAGACGGGCAAGAUGAGACUCAUUGGCGAUGUGGACUUUGAGGCUGUGAAGGAGAAGGCGGCCUUCAUCACCCCUGUGCCGGGGGGAGUGGGGCCCAUGACGGUCGCCAUGCUGAUGAAGAACACUGUGAUGGCGGCACGCAACGCACUCACACAUUGAUGCGCGUGCACGCCAACACACAC